UGAGGAAGUAGCUAGUGACAAUUUAGGACUUGCUUGUGGAGAUGUAGCUCCUGUACUGCAGCACCAGCUUUCAGUAGGUAACUAGCUGGGCGGCUAGGAAACAGUGACAGCUGACAAUGCGAUGGGUAACUGCUGGGCUUACUGUGCUGGGCUCUUCAGGAGGGAGGUCAACCGGAUCCAGAGAGGAGGCGGGUCAAAAUACUUCAGAAGCAGUACCACCGGGGAGCAUUACACAAUAGAGUUUGAAAAUCUCGUGGAAAGCGAUGAGGCUGAGAGUCCGCAGCCCUGCCCAAGGCCGAUCAACGAAGAUGAGCUCAAGCACCUCAGAGAGCACCGCUACACUGCGAUCUCAGACAAGCAGACCUUGAUAGACCAGAAGAUUCAAGCGGAGUUAGAGGCACAAGAGGAGAAGUUAAGGCUAGAAGAGGAGGCUAGAAAUGCCGCCCAGCGUGAGGCCGCCAGGUUGGCACGCGAACGAAAGUUGAAGGAGCAGCUGGCUGGCCAGAGGACACGGGGUAAAGCAGAUGGUGCUGGUGGAGAAACUCAGCAUAGAAAACAAACCCCAGGGGAAGAUUUUGAAUCCAACCUCCAGAAUGUGAAAGCCCAGUCAGAAGGCUUCAGGAGCAACAGGCUUCCAUCUGAGACCAACGUGGUGACUCCCAACACAGAGUGCAGCUGGGAUUUCACCACUAAGACCCGUUCCACCAAUGAUGACGGGACCUCCUUGGAUCUAGAGUGGGAGGAUGAGGAGGGAAUCAACCGCGCAGUGCCAGCCUGGGAGAGGUCACGGACGGAGGAGGACAUCCUGCGAGCAGCCCUGAGGCCCGGCGGCAAACAGAUGAACAGCGGCCCGCCCUCCGCCUCCGAGGACUCGAACGCACUGGAGUGGGAGAAUGAUUUUGUGAGUACGCAUGCAGAGGACAAUGCAGACGCUGAGUUUGAAGGGUUUGUCAAUCCCGUCCUAGACACUCCCUCCGAGGACGCACUGGACACUGGCCUCAGGCUGGACACGCAGGACAGAUAGUGUCCCAUACCAAAGGAACCAUUUUUUCUUGUGCCCUCUUCAUGUCAAAGCCCACCAGCUUUUUGCCUCAUCAGAUGGAUAUUUCUUCAUUGCUGUUCAUACACUGUACAUUGGGACUCUGAUGCUACCGGAAUAUGUUGUGUAUUUCACUACAAACACUACAGUGUAGUGACAUUUUGACAAACAAAUACACCUUGUUUUCCAGUGCCUUUAUGUGCUAAAUCAGCUGACCAUUUUAUGCAUUGUAACUUACACCAAUCAGUUGUCAUCAUCUGAAGCAGUGUAACUGGAAAUAUUCAGUAAGUGCUUGACUGCAGUGCAAAAUGCCCAGGUUUCAAUACAAGGCUAAUUCAAAUGAAGCAUGAUGAUGCUUGAUACUGAGCAGUGUACUAAGUGAUGGAAAUGGCCACAUUUCACUGGAGGGGCGGUCACUGGUCCUACAAUAAUCUGUUAUAUAAUGUAUACAGCAUGCUCUUUUUUUUCAGAGGAUGGCGAAAUCAUUUUUUGUGUUUUGAGUGGUCAUUUUGGCUUACUGGUUAAGGUUAGGGUUGGGCAUAGAGAAUGAAUGGAAGUCAAUUAGGUCAUUCCUUCGCCAUUCUAGGAAACAAAAAAAUAUCACAUUCAGCAUGUAGAAUUGAGUCACUUCUCUCUCCUUAUGUUUUGCUCAACCACUCAAUUUUCUAAAACUAUUUAAUGAUGGCAGAGAAAGAAAAGAACUCUAUUCAGAGGUUGCUGGGUGGUUUAAGUUGUUUCGAUGAAGUUAAACUUAUGUUGGAGACUAAACCGUAGUGGAGAGUCAGAGUAGUUGCAGUGUCAGCAGCUCACCUUAUCCACAGCUGACUCACUAGUUUCAUCUUGCACUGUCUCACUCACUGUCACUGUUUUCUCUUGAUUCUGUGAUUGGAAUUUACUUGUCCUCCUUUCCCUUCUGCUUCCCAACAAUCAGCAGCGACGGUGAUGCAUAAAAUUUCACACCUUGGAGUUAAACUUGCAAACUUGUCUUGUUCAUACUUUAUUGAAGUAGUCAUCAAUAGAUCUCAUCAAAACUACUGACAAAAUGACAAUUAGCUGUAAAAAGACAAAUAAUAAUUUGACCACAGUCUGAUUCCCCCCAAGCCCCCCCCCCCACCCCCACCUGUUUGUGAUAUGACAAGGGCUGCACAAUGUGGUAAAAAAAAAAAAUCAUAACGCGAUUAAUUUUCCAAAUAUUGUGAUUUUGUGAUUAUGAUAUUGAUUCACAAUUUUAGUAGGAAUGAUCAUUUUUGCCUUAUAAUUUUCUUUUUCACUGAACAAGCUAUUAAAAUGAUGAUUGUGUGAUUUUUGCUGAAUUGGUACCGAACAAACACUUUUUCUUACCUCUGGAGAAUAACAAUAUACACGCCAGGGCAUCUCUAUAAGCACCAUAAAACUUUACUUACAACAAUGUCUUGUCACACACUUUACCUUUAUAAACACACUGCAUCUCCUGCGAUUUGGAUAUUGCACUUGUCCAUAUUGUGAUUUCAGUAAUAUUUCAAUUAGUUGUUCAUCCCUAGGCAUGACCAUAGAGGUAUCCAUUUUGAUCAUUGUUCAAAAUGUGAAUGCUGAUAUAGCUGCACUGACAGCAGUUUGGCUGUGAGUUGCAAGUUCCUCUUUAGCAGGUACCAGAGAAUAGUUGUGCAAUAAUUUUGCAAUAAUGAAAUAUGUCACUAUUAUGCUUUAACAUGCAUAGUUCCCACAGUGAAACAUCUAAAAACAAGAGAUUGAUACAAUUCAUAUAAUAUGCCAUGUAUAAUUAGGCACCUACAGCAACACAAGCUUAGGGUUAGCCCUACUCUUCAUAGUAACCUAGUGGGCUAUUUUAGGAGUGACUGUUACUAUGCUGCAUGUCAUCAAGCCCUGGUUGUGUUCUUAAGCUCUGAGGUUUCCUCUCAAUAAUCAGGGUUUCAACCAAGUAGAAAAUGUAGAAAAUUAUUUACAUUUACAUCCACAUGAAACAAAACAAUCAGCAAUAAUUCUGCAUUGUUUAAAACUUAAACCCUUGUGCGGAAGUAUGGAAUUUUCAAAUGGAAAAUAUGUUGAACCCUGUGAACCUUAGUGUGUGACAUGGCAAACACAGGACCAGUGCCACCUGAUAAGAGAUGUAAAUCCACCUGUCCCGCUCUCCUUUACAUCACAGCUGUACCUCUCUAGUCCAAACAGCUGCUGGGAAGCCUCCUCUUUGGCAAUCACUGAAAAGAGUUGCCGCGUAACAUUGGAGAAAAUUUUGAGAGUGCGCACCAAGGGCGAAACGUAACAGGAGACAAUCUUUAGCUAGACGUCAAAGGGUGUAUGUUUAAAUUAAUUAAUUGAUCAAUGUCUUACUGGCUGCAGCCGUUUUGCGUUUGUUCAGGAGACAAAUCAUUGUUAUACGUAAUAACCUUUAAUUUAAUAAUUUCCUCCAUGUUAUCCAAAGCAGUUUGUUUUCAGCGCAUCGCCCCCUAUGGUUUACCACCACAACUGUGUCUCAGUCUCUUCUGGCCCAUUUCCAGCUCUGACUACACUGAGGAAAUAUUUCUAUUGAAUCUUCUAGAAAGAAAAAGAUUCUGCUCACUGCUGUUUACUGUAUCUAAUGUAAUUUCUGUAUAUUUGGAUGAGGAUCAUCUCCAACGUUUGAUGACCUGGGUCUUUUUGCAUCCAGUUUCAAAUAAGACUCGAUAGCACAAACUUUAUUUACCAUGUUCCAACGCUCCUCCACAAAGGAUUCUGCUUUUCUCUUUUUACCGGUGCACAAACUUCGAUUCCUCCGAUUGCUUUCCCUCCACUCAUCUUGAUGAUUCAGCCUGAUUUGCGACAGUUAAUCCGUUCGAAUCAACUGCAGUUCUCUGAUUGCACUCAGAUGUGUGUAUUUUAAUUUGGACUGUAUUGUGGCUUCUUCUUUUCACUGAAACGUUUUCUGUCAUUCUUAAAAUUUUUCUGUACAAUGACAAAACUGAUCUGACAAUUAGAUUGUGAAACCCUUCCUGUGCACUAAUGUUGAACUCCACGGAGGGGAGAUAGAUCAUUUUGCAGAUAAUUUGCAACACUAUUAGCAAGUUAGUCAUUAGAGUGUACAUUAUAAUUUUUUAAAAAUAUUGUUUUUAACACAUUUAAAUAUGUUUUGACAUUUUUUGCUGUGAUUACAUAUAGCCUCUGAAUAAUCACUUGUAGUUUUCUGUAAAAACUGUAAAAAACUUAACAUUCCUUGUCACACUGAGCCUGAGAGAGAAUAAAUGGGCAUCACACACAGUACAUUUCCCCUAGUAUUUCUGAUCAUGGUAGUACCUUAGUGCACACUGGAUACGACGCAUUGCUGGGAUUUUGCACAUGUCAUGUUGAAUUAUUUAACCGAAACGUCACCAUUACCUUAAUUAGUCUUGUUGCCUGUGAAAAGUGAAGGAUGUAGUUUAUCACCUGCAUUUCUGUCAUCCUUAAAGUGAUAUUUCAGACCGGUUGAACGUUUGUCAUUUUUAUCUUUGAUACGUGUUUGGUGCAUUUGGUACAUAUGGAAAACAAGAACACUUGGUUCCUCUGGAGACUCACUUUUACUACAAAAACAAAGAAAAAGUACUUUGCGGUAACCCUUUCAUUCAUCAUUACAGUUUUACUCUGUGAUCUGGAACUGUUCAAAGAGUAAAUUGCUUGUUUGCAGUUAAUACUGACAAAAGGUCAGUAAAAAGGACACGUACACGUUCUACAGAAGUGAAAUAUCACUUUAAAAAGAGGUAUGGACCAUGUUAUACGAUGUUUUCUACACCUUGGAAGAUAGAGCUACCUCUAAUUUUUACAUCACUACUGUACUGUAAGUCUUUCUGCUAUGUUGUGGUCCUUUGUGGCUCAAUGGUUAGAACAUGGCACUACAACUGCUUUCGGGGAUAUCUGUACUAAAAAUGAACAGUUUAUAGCACUGUAAGGUCAUCCACCAAAUUGUUAUGAGUUGGAUUGUAGAGCUCGUCAUUUUUAUAAAACUUGGUACUGGCUAAGUCACUCAGACUUUUUGCUCAUUUGUAUGUUUCCCAGCUUUGUAUGACUUGAUUGAGUACAAGCCACCAAUAUCCUCUUCCUUGGUUUAUAUAGGAUGUAUUUAAACCCCCUGUAAUGGCACACUGCACUAUGGAAUUUUAGCUUUGGGAAAUUGUUAUCUCUUUAGAUGCACUGGUGUUUUGCUGUCAAAUAAAUCCAAAAGGCAAACUGGCGUGAUACAAAAAAAUAACUAAAUAAAUGGAAUUAACUCGC
This is a messenger RNA of Myripristis murdjan (pinecone soldierfish), 5257 nucleotides long. It is a transcript of the gene ap1ar, whose product is annotated as adaptor related protein complex 1 associated regulatory protein. Bases 122 to 1024 code for a protein of 300 amino acids. Gene Ontology annotation, molecular function: kinesin binding; AP-1 adaptor complex binding. Lineage: Eukaryota; Metazoa; Chordata; Actinopteri; Holocentriformes; Holocentridae. The record is from RefSeq and is a predicted model, not a curated record. Gene Ontology annotation, cellular component: endosome. The transcript is spliced from 10 exons. Gene Ontology annotation, biological process: regulation of Arp2/3 complex-mediated actin nucleation; negative regulation of cell motility; negative regulation of substrate adhesion-dependent cell spreading.